CCAAUACAGAUUGUAUCCGUUGGAUAACCACAUUUUGGUUGAUCAGACGGCUAAUAAUUUCAUACGUAUUCCCAACGACAAGAAUGAAGAGUUGUGAUUCAUCCAAACAAAGCGUAGCCAGAAAAAGAAAAGGAAUGAAAUAUUGAAUUUAUAAAUUUUGUGCAAUGUCGUUCCGAAUAAAAAAGGAGCACGAGGGCAAUUAUUUAGAGUUGAGUUACGCUUUUGCAGUUGCAUUGUUCGUUGCUUGGUGAAUGGUAAUACUGUGUCAUAGCUUCUUAUUCAGCAUUAACAUUAUUGCUUACAAGCUGUUCGACGAAAUGCCUGAACCAUGCUUUCCUUUACUAAGGUUCCAAUUCAUUUCUUUGUUUCGCCUACAAAUUUCUCUGGAUUGCACCAUUCUUUAAUACCCUUCAAUGUUUUUGAGGUUAAUCCGGGAAACAAGAAGCAAAAGCUUAUGUCUUUGCACUUUGUUGAUGGUAAAAGGGAUUUUUGCUGGAGUAAUUUUAGUGGGUUUGUUAGGAGGUGUAGAAAAGAUUGGGAAACUGAAGGUGAUUUUGCAUUGGAAGCUGAGAUUUUGGAGUUUAUGAAGAAUUCUGCGAAACCUGGAGCAUUUCCAAGCAAGAAGGAUUUAGUUGAUGCUGGAAGGACUGAUCUUGUUCAGGCUGUUUUGAAGCAAGGAGGCUGGAUUGCUUCUGGUUGGGACUUGGAUGAUGAGGAAAAGGCGGUUUCAUAUACCGAUGAUUAUAUAAGAGAUCAAGACUUCCAGGAUGGUGUUAUUCAGGAAAGGGCUUUAGAGGGCAAUGCAGAGAAAAGUCAUGAAGUUUCAUCCCCUAAUGGUUCUUCGUAUGCUCCAGCUGCUUCCUCGUCUGGUAGAUCACUAGAAGCAGAAGCUGAGGAUGUUUCUGGAAUUGAGGGUAUACUGAAUCGGUUGGAGAAAGAAAGGAAUUUGAAUUUUGGGUUUGGUUUAAAUGAGAGAGGAGGCAGUACUCAUGUACAAAGUGAUGGGAUUGCACAUGAAUUUUUGGCUAAAAGCUCAAAGAAUGUGACACUUGCUGGCCUAGAUAAAGACAGUGGACCUGCAUCAUCAAGGCCCAACAAUGGUAUAAUCAAUCAUUCAGAGGACGUGCUUGGUUACAGCAGGUCUCAAUCAAAUAACGAUAGUUUCAGACAUUCACUUAAGCCAGAUUCUUGGAGAAUGUGGAGCAAUAACAGGGCCGGGGCUGCGGAAAUGGAGUUUGAAGCUGAUGAAUUCGUCAGUCGCGGAACUAGAGCAGGAGAUGAGAUUGAUGCCUUAGAAAAAGAAAUAGUAGAAAAAAGGGAAGGUGUUACUGCAUCUUUAAGCAGAAGCAACGAAAACACUUCUAAGGAAAGAGUUAAAUUCAAUGAAAUACGGAGUCGUCUUCAGCACCUGGAGUCCGAACUAUCCUCUGUACUGGACUCAUUAAAAUCAAAGACUGGUGAAGAUGCAUCACCAAAAGUGCAGGAAGGCUCUUCUGAUGAAUUAGUCCAGCUUUCUGAUGCUUGGGAGUUCCAAGAAGAUGAGAUCAUGAAAGCUCAGGAUAGGUUACGUUCAAUACGAGCAAAGUUAGCUAUAUUGGAAGGGAAAAUGACACUUGCAAUAAUUGAAUCGCAGAAGAUAGUGGAGGAAAAACAGAAACGGGCUGAUGGUGCCCAGCGUGCUUUACAACUUCUUCGCACUGCAUGCAUAGUUUGGACCAAUUCAGCAUCAGAAGUGCUCUUAGCUGGAUCUUUUGAUGGAUGGACAACCAAGAGAAAGAUGCAGAAGUCGGAUGUCGGCAUUUUCUCCUUGUGCAUGAAACUGUAUCCAGGCAAAUACGAGAUUAAGUUCAUUGUUGAUGGCGAGUGGAAGGUGGAUCCCCUCCGCCCAGUUGUUUGCAGUGAUGGAUACGAGAAUAAUAUACUCAUAAUCACAUAAUAUAGAAAUUAUGCCACGGAGAGCUCAAUCUUGAAGAAUGGAACCCGAGUUUUCUUUCUUUUAGAAACAAAUAGAUUAAGUAGUAGAUGAUUCUUUAAUUAGGAGAGGAAAUAUUACAUAUAUGCCUGUCUGUAACCCCCAAUUCUUGAUUGUAAGUUGACGUAAAACAUUCAUGUGUAAAUCUAUGUACUAUUCCAAUUUAUUUCUUUAGAUAACAUUUCUGAAUGAAGUGUAAUUCCGAAUUGUUUACUGUAAAUUAUGCUUAGCUUAAUGUAAUUUUAGUAUGAAUAUUGCCA
Molecule: messenger RNA, 2232 nt
Organism: Mercurialis annua (annual mercury)
Lineage: Eukaryota; Viridiplantae; Streptophyta; Magnoliopsida; Malpighiales; Euphorbiaceae
Product: protein PTST homolog 2, chloroplastic
Exons: 8
Coding region: 329-1936 (535 amino acids)
Source: RefSeq, a predicted model, not a curated record